GCUUUUGUAGACUGCAAAUCGUACUCAAUUCGAAAAGGACUAAAUAACAAUACGAACGCGUCAAAGUCCUGAAUUUUUUACACUUUUCCAAAUCGGUGUUUUUCCUUUGCUCCUGGCUCCGGGGAAAGCGGUCGCGCUGUCUCUCUUUCCGCAUCAAAGUCAUCUUCUUCUUGCUUGAGGCACGAUUGUGAAUAAGGCGCGCUUUGUUUUCCUACAGUCGGCAGGACCGGACAAAGCAUUUUUGCACGCGUUCGUCGGGAGCUCCCUGUGUGUGUUUGUGCAAGUGGGUAAGCUGCAUCUGCUGCAUGCAGUGCAAGGGAUUUCGUGUUACCGUAGGUUCGCUGAACGCCCCUCCACGAACGCCGCCAGGUGUGGAAAGCUGAGAUCAACGCUGGACAUCCGCCCGUUUUCUUAUGAACAACGCGCACAGCAAAUCCCAGUCGGACGACGAGUCCAGAAUCGAUGAGGAAUCGUCAUCUUCCGGCAGCCGCUCGUUUGAAAAGGAUGACAGCAAACAAUCGAACAAACAACCGAACAACGGCACGGUGCCGUCCUCUUCCGCCUCCUCUUCCGGCCGGCUGCGAGGCACUGCGGGUCGGUCAGCUUCCGCGCUGACGAGCGAAGAGCAGGAACUGAAACGUGUGUCCACGAAAAAGCUCAUCGAACGAUACUUCUACCAGCUGAUGCAAGGCUGCGGCAAUCCGAAAUGUUGCAACAAAAACUGUGCCUCAAGUGGGAAGGUCGAGCGGCUGACACCGAAUGCGGCCGCCGCCCGGGCUAUCCAGCUGUUCUCGCAGGAGGCCGCCCUGUGCUCGGAAACGCAGCCCUCGAAGCUGGCGAAAACGGACGAACACCACCAUGCGACUGGCAGUAGCGGCAGUACGUCCACGUGUUCCCCCUCCGUUGCUCAAGGAUCAAACGAACCGUCCAGUGCAGAUGCGGAUCGGUCCAACGCACGCUGGAGGGAGUGCAGCAAAGAGAACAAAGAGGUAGAGAAAAUGGAUGUGGCCUACGACAACUCAGCGCUUGAUUUGGACUCGAUGGAGGAGGACGACAGCAGCACGAAGACAACGGGUUCCACUGCCGAGCCUAGAAAGCCUAGUAGUAGUAGCAGUAGUAGCAGUAGUAACACCAGCCACAACACUGCGCAGAACCAUUUGGAACCUCUUGCCGCGGUCGGUACACUACCAGCGGCCAAUAGUAGAAACAAUAACGUCGGCAGUAGUAGUGGCAGUGGCGCCAAAACCAAAACCCAAGCGACGGAAGAGGUGCAGUAUCUGGAUGAGGCCAUGCUGAAAGAGCUGACCGAAAGAUGCAUCCGGGAGGGAUCGGACGCUCCGCUCAUCCGAAAGUUGGGCGCCGUGUUUUCCUCCUACCGUGGCCUAGCGGCUAGCUUCCAGUUCUGUCCGGCUGCGUCCAGCAUUGAGAAGAUGCUGGCGAGGGCCCCGGCCGGCGAUUUGCGCAACAUGAAGAAGGAAGAUCUGCGUUCGCUCGAAGGUGACCUGGACAAGGACGAGGAUAGCAAAGCGCCGGUAGAAUCGGUGCCGGAUGUACCAGACCCCGCCCACACCACGGUCGAUGUGGAGUCGCUCAGGCGUUCGAUGAAGGCACUGUACGCCGCCCGUCCGGCCGUGUUCGGUCCGAUCAAUAAUGCGCUCGAGCUGCUCGGGAAAUCGCUCUCGAGAGAUCUGCGCGUUGGGCUUACCUCGAAUGACGAGCUGGAAUCGCUAGUGACCGUGUUCGUGAUUGCGUUCGAAACGCUGCUGGUCGGGUCGGCCGAUUGCCUCGAGGGAUCGUUCCCCCGCAUCUGUGCAGCGGUAACGCGACUGCCCGUCUGGGCUCAGUGCCGGUUGGUGCGCAUCUGGGCGGAACACUGCAAGGACAGCAUCCAUCCGCUGCUGCAACAGCUUCAGCAGCUGAUCACCGUUUCGACGCUUUCGAUGCACUCCUUCCGAGGCAUCCGGAUACACGACAACAAAGUCGUCUGCAAUGCCACCAAGGCAAUGAAGCUGGUUUACUAUGCCAACAUACUGGCGGGAGAGCUAGAACCAAAGCACUAUCGUGAGUUGGACUUACGGGACACGUCGCUGCCAUCCUACCUUUCGCUCAUCCCCGAGGACGACGAUGUGCGGCCAGCCGAUGCGGAGGUGCGGUCGCGCCAGAAAAAGGUAGAAGACCCGUUCAUAACGGAGCUGGACGUAAAUCCGCUCGACUGCCGGAAGCCGCUGGUGCCAUACGAAGAGUUCUACAACGAGCUGCUGUGCGAUGUGGUCGAAAUGGAUCACGACUAUCUCGAGUACAAGAGCAUCGCGUCGGCCGUAAACGGUGCGCUGUCGCUGAUCGGGACGGAUCCAUCGACCAUCUUCAGUUUCAUGCAGUACGCGUUCAUCCUAACGCCGACGACGAAAACGCUUGCGCUCUACUACGACUCGCGCAUUCGUAUGUACUCCGAGCGGCGACUCAGCUUCCUGCAGCAGCAGCAGCAACUGCGCCAGAACAGUAGCGCACUGCAGGCAGUGAACCCUUACCUCAAUCUGAAGAUUCGCCGGGACCAUAUCAUCGACGAUGCGCUGGUCGAGCUGGAGAUCAUUGCCAUGUCUAACCCGAAGGACCUCAAGAAGCAGCUGGUGGUGGAGUUUACCGGCGAGCAGGGCAUCGACGAGGGCGGCGUUUCGAAGGAGUUCUUUCAGCUGAUCAUCGAGGAGAUCUUCAACCCCGACUAUGGCAUGUUCGUGACGAACGAGGACUCCAACACGGUGUGGUUUAACUCGAUCUCGUUCGAAAACGAGGCCCAGUUCACGCUCAUCGGUAUCGUGCUCGGGCUGGCAAUUUACAACAAUAUCAUCCUUGCGGUCAACUUCCCCAUGGUGGUCUAUCGCAAGCUGAUGGGCAUGAAGGGCUCAUUUCUCGAUCUGAAGGAUUUAAAUCCGGUACUGUUCAAUAGCUUAAAAUCGCUGCUCGACUAUACCGAAAACGACAUGGAGGAGGUAUUUAUGCAAACGUUCAAAAUCGGCUACCGGGAUGUGUUUGGGAACCUGCUCGAGCACGAACUGAAACCGGACGGUGACAAGAUAUUCGUUACGCAGGAAAACAAGCAAGACUUUGUCGAACUGUACAGUGACUUUAUGCUGAACAAGAGCGUCGAGAAGCAGUUCAACGCGUUCCGCAGGGGUUUCCAGAUGGUGACGGACGAAAGCCCGCUCCAUCUGCUGUUCCGCCCGGAGGAAGUGGAGCUGAUUGUGUGUGGCAGCAAGGAGUUUGAUUUCGACGAGCUCGAGCAGUCGACCGAGUACGAGGGCGGCUUCACUGCCGAGUCACAAACGAUCAAGGACUUUUGGUCGAUUGUGCACGGGCUGUCGAUGGAGGUAAAAAGAAAGUUGCUUCAAUUCACCACGGGCUCCGAUCGUGUUCCCGUCGGUGGUCUUAGUCGAUUGAAGCUAGUGGUAGCGCGCAACGGUCCCGACAGCGAUCGAUUGCCGACGAGUCAUACCUGCUUCAAUGUGCUGCUACUUCCCGAGUACAAUUCCAAGGAAAAGCUCGAGGAACGACUGCUGAAAGCGAUCAACUAUUCAAAAGGCUUCGGGAUGCUGUAGAACUGCACACGCCUGUGUGUGUAUGUGGCCAAGCAAUGCUCAACAAGUCAGUCCAUCACUUCGUUCAAUCGUGUUCUCGUUCAACUCAACGAGGAAGACGACACCAAGCAAAAUUGAAAUGACGCUGCGUCAUGUUUUCCACCUGAUGCCGCCAAUCAUGCCAGCUGCCAGAGGACAUUGUGUUUGAUGCUGUGGUGUGCAGUAGAAAAAUUGUUUUUAUAUUGUUCAUAUUUGUUUUGUCACCUGUAUUUAUGUGUCCAUCAAAUGUGUACGUUUGAUUUUUGUACCAAUACUCUACGCGGGCGGUCGUGUUGCCGUUGCGCGUUGCUUUCCAGGAAGGUCUUUCGGUUUGUUAGUUUUGCAACGGAAUUAAUUAGGGAUCUGAUAUCAACCAAUACGGUAAAAAAAAUAAAGCCACUUCUUUAAGAAGCAAAAACG
Anopheles arabiensis is the source of this 4031-nucleotide messenger RNA. RefSeq names its product ubiquitin-protein ligase E3A (gene Ube3a). Gene Ontology annotation, biological process: protein polyubiquitination. Gene Ontology annotation, molecular function: ubiquitin protein ligase activity. The transcript has 6 exons. The record is from RefSeq and is a predicted model, not a curated record. Lineage: Eukaryota; Metazoa; Arthropoda; Insecta; Diptera; Culicidae. The coding region runs from base 414 to 3593 and encodes 1059 amino acids.